AGGAUCUUGCGACUGCGCGGGCAAACGACAACGAAUGAUCAGCAUCUACAGUAAAGCCCCAGGCUUGUGGCCUCGGAACAUUCCGAUCAUUUGUCUACUCUGUGUUCCAUCUCGGCUCUUCACAUCCGCUAACUAUGUGACCAUCAAACAGAACCCAGUAUUCGAAGCCCAUCGAUGGACGUCACCGAUCCUGCCUACGGCCUAGGACCGGGAAGUCCGGCGUAACAGAAUGAAAUAGACCAUCCCGACAAGGCUGUUACCAUUUAGACCACGGACCACGAACCACUCGCUGUCCGAUUUGUCCGGUCUCGCCGUCCCUUAGCCUAGCUGAAGGCUCACGGCGUCAUACACAUGUUCCUUGUGACCACAAGAUUUAUCCUAAGGUUUCGCCACCUUUGCAGGUGCAAGAUGGCAGAUCCGCUGUGCGGUGCAUCAGGGUCCCUUGCCUUCAUCACCGCGACUGUCUAGUCUAUCAAGGCGCUUUCUAGGGCGCAAAGCUUCUUUCGGGACCACUCACGGAUGUUCGCCAUCAGCAAAAUGAGCCUGGAGGUCUCGGCUGCGUCCUCUGGUCCUCGCUUCCGCCUGGGAUUCUGCUGUCUAGCAGGUGUCGAGUUUUGGCCACUAGUCGUCAGCUGCACCGCACACACCGACGGUGCCGAAGCUAACUUGCGUCACUCACCGACGGCACACUUUAUGGAGACUGACGCUAGGGCUUGACGAACAAGCAUUUGGUAUAAAGCGAUCAUCUCCCAUGGUAUUGAUCAACGCUCCGACAUAGCCAGCUGGAAAUUCGGCAAACAGGCUCCGACGACAGCCCCGUACGCUCGUCCGGCAGAUGCUGCGCGAGUGUAAGACGAUGACACCAUCUACCAUACAGGGCCUCGAUGACCAUCUCAAUGGGAUUAACCUUACGCUACAAAACCCCCAUACUAGCCCCCGCUCGGUAUUUCCACCAGCCGACGCUCACCGACUCGAGAAUGAACAAGAACGCACAAGGAUGUGUCUCGAAACGUGUGCACAACGGCUUGCCGACAUCAACAAGCUGAGGCUUCGGUCUCUAUCGAACGGGAAGCAGGCCAACGAAGACGCAGAGGUGCUUUCAGCUGAAGCCAUAUCUUGGGCUGAUACCGUGACCCUUCUCGCCUUGGGGGAGUGCAGCGAAAGGUUGAACAACGUGCUCCUCUAUCUACGGGCAAACGAUGGACAAGGCACACGACGCCUAUUUGCUGGAGAGGCUCCAGAUGUUCGCAAAUCAGCCCCAGGCGCCGAUGGCCAGUUCCGGCGACGUGUUUGUGAGUCACAUAGCACCAUGCGCGGAGUCCACGUGGUGGAGGACGUGAAGGUGGGAAUGGGCGGGCAACAAAUGCUGAUCUCGUCACUCGAUCGCCUGUUUGAGGCGAGGCGCAUUACUCUAGACGAUGGGGCAGUACAAGUGAUCAUGUCAACCUCAGAUGCCUCCGUACAGGAGUUCUUUAGGACUCGUGUGUAACGUAGCACUGCUCGUUACGUCUCAACUUCUGGGUGGCUUCCGCGGACGCUUUCUCGGCAGCUGUAGACUUGCCGUAGCCAGAAUCCUUAAUACUGAUUCUUCUUCAGA
This is a messenger RNA of Verticillium dahliae VdLs.17, 1597 nucleotides long. RefSeq lists its product as uncharacterized. Bases 836 to 1489 code for a protein of 217 amino acids. Lineage: Eukaryota; Fungi; Ascomycota; Sordariomycetes; Glomerellales; Plectosphaerellaceae. The transcript has a single exon. The record is from RefSeq and is a predicted model, not a curated record.